Messenger RNA from Varanus komodoensis (Komodo dragon), 2053 nucleotides. It is a transcript of the gene FEZ2, whose product is annotated as fasciculation and elongation protein zeta 2. Lineage: Eukaryota; Metazoa; Chordata; Lepidosauria; Squamata; Varanidae. Gene Ontology annotation, cellular component: axon; cytoplasm. The record is from RefSeq and is a predicted model, not a curated record. The transcript has 9 exons. The coding region runs from base 19 to 1182 and encodes 387 amino acids.
UCGAUCGCACUUUCGGCAAUGGCGGCUGUGACGGCGGCCUCGCCACGGGACACUGCCGGGGACUGGCAGGACUUCUCCGGCUUUCAGCCUGCGGCCGAGGAGGGCUGCUGUACGGAGCCCUCUGCGGCGGCCCCUGCGGCGGCGGCGCGAGAGGAAAGCUGCUGGGGCGACGGGCACGACCUGGGGGCCAAGCUGCCGCUCUGCUUCCAGCCGCCUCAGCUGCACCCCCAGGACGGCGGGGACGGCGAAGCCCGAGUGCCGCCGCGGCCCCUCAGCGAGCACAGCGUCCUGCACGCAGACGAGAUUUGGAAUGCUCUGACUGAUAAUUAUGGUAAUGUAAUGCCAGUUGACUGGAAGUCUUCCCACACCAGAACACUACACUUGCCAACGCUAAAUCUUUCUGAAAAGGGAGUUAAUGACAAUUUGAACCUUGAUUUAUCAGAUGAUGAAGAACUGCGAGAACAACUAGAUAUGCAUUCGAUCAUAGUUUCCUGCAUCAGUGAAGAACCACUCUUCACAGCUGAGCAGGUGAUAGAAGAAAUAGAGGAAAUGAUGCAAGAAUCUCCAGAUCCAGAUGAUGAUGAAACACCAAGCCAGUCAGAUCGUCUGUCCUUACUGUCCCAGGAAAUCCAAACACUUAAGAGGUCCACUACAAACCAUAAUUAUGAAGAAAGAGUGAAAAAGCUGUCUGUAUCUGAAUUAAACAAUCUCUUAGAAGAAAUUGAGACAGCCAUCAAGGACUACUCUGAGGAACUAGUGCAGCAGUUGGCACUGCGAGAUGAGCUGGAGUUUGAGAAAGAAGUGAAAAAUAGCUUCAUAUCUGUCCUUAUAGAAGUACAAAAUAAACAACGAGAACAAAAGGAAAUUGCAAAGAAGAAAAAGAAGCUGAAAAAUGGCAGUCCCCAGAAUGGCAAGCAGGAGAAAGGACAUAUGCCUGGAACACGCUUCAGCAUGGAAGGAAUCUCAAAUGUCAUUCAGAAUGGCUUCCGUCAAACGUUUGGAAACUCGGGUGGAGAAAAGCAGUACCUGACAACAGUUAUUCCUUAUGAGAAGAAAAGUGGACCUCCUUCAGUUGAAGAUCUUCAAACAUUAACGAAAAUUCUUCAUGCAAUGAAAGAAGACAGUGAAAAAGUGCCAAGCUUAUUAACAGAUUACAUUUUGAAAGUUUUGUGUCCUACAUGAAGAGAACUGUGAAAGACAGCCAUGCUAAUUCUUGUGAAAAGAUGGUUUCCAUGACUUGUUCAGAUCUUUCAGUUUGUUUGGCAGUGUGUUGAAUUCCAGCAUAUUUACUACUUCCCUUGCCUGCUUGGACUUUUGAAUCCUUGAAAAAAAAACCUCUGGAGCAUGUAGAACUCAACUAUUUUUGUUCACUUAAGUGUGAUGUAAUUGAACAAAAACAGAUGCUGUACAGUUUUAAUUCAUACACAUUGUUUCAGUGUUUUAAACACUAUAUUUUUACACUAUAUGACAUCUAAUUAUUCUCCACAGCUAUCUGCUUUUGUGGAGAAAAAAUAAACUUUAGCAUAGGUAAGGAAACUGAUUAGUAAUAAAUGCAAUAGGUUCUUGUAUUAAAUGUUUAAAAUGAAUUGAAAGCUGAACCUGCACUGUAAAAAUUCCAUUGAAGUUCGUUGGGUACUCUAGAAAGGUAAUAUGGAAAUUAACACUGAUUUUUCUUAAGAGUAAAAACAGUAUUGAUGUAUCAUUGUUUACUGAUUCUUCUGAAUUUUUUAAUGCCCUUCAGAAGUCAAAAGUGAUAAUCAUCUUCCAUUACUGGUUAGUUCAUUUAACAAGAACACAAUUCAUGUGGAAGCCCCACUGGAAUCAUUGGGAACUGUGAAAGGGCGCAGAUCUCGCACCAGUAACCAUCUGAGAGACUGACCUCCAAAUCACUGUCUUGUUACUUUCAUUCUCUGUAUUUUAAUUAUUUUAAAGUAAUGUAGUUAGAUAUUAAUACCUUGCUGCUAUUGUGCUUUUUGUUCUCCCUGUUAAAUAUUUUGUCAUAGUAUGUAACAUUUUAUAUGCUGCAGAAUGUUAAUGAAUACUUUUAAAAAGA